AACCCAUCAAAAACAAAUUACAGUCACUGCAUCCCUAAAGCAUUAAUCCCAGUUGCGUUAUAAAAAUAAAUGAAACGACAAAAAAUAAAUGAAGUGCGCUCGCUAAAUUAAUGAACCUUUAAAUGAAGCGAGCUGACAGCAUGCGGAAUGUACCGUUCGGGGUGACAGAGUGAACAGUUCAUAAAUACGGGAUGAGGAUCGAAAGGACUUACUUUUGGUCGAUGCUUCAGGCGCUGGCUUUGUUACCCACCAUGGCUUUGAAAGAUGCCCAGAUGACGACGAAGAGGUUUUCGGAAGAGCCUGAGUUCGAACGACCCAUCGGCAACCACACUUUCUCCCUUGGAAGAGAAGCGGUGCUGGGCUGUGCAGUCACUAAUCUUGGGAAACAUAAAGUCGGAUGGCUUCGGGCAGAAGACCAAACCGUCCUAACAAUGCAUGAGAGGGCAGUCCUCGGAGCCCGGUAUUCAGUAAACCUGGACGCGCCAAGAACUUGGCAGUUAAGGAUUCGGCCGCUGCGAGCCGAGGAUCGAGGUUGCUACAUGUGCCAGAUAAACACGCAGCCCAGUAUGAAGUGGCAGAUUGGAUGCAUAGAUGUUUAUGUACCACCCGACAUCAUAAGUGACGAUACAUCAGGAGACGUAUCAGUCCAAGAGUUGGAGAACGCCACGUUGACCUGUAAAGCGACAGGGCAUCCACCACCCAAGAUCACAUGGAGGCGAGAGGACCACGAACCCAUACUGCUGAAGAAACCACUUUCCAGAGACUUUGAUAAAGUGGAAAGCUACGUGGGUAGUUCACUACCUUUGUGGCGAGUGGAUCGAAGACAGAUGGGUGCGUUUCUCUGCAUCGCGUCCAACGACGUGCCGCCAGCAGUUAGCAAACGUAUCAUAUUACUAGUCAACUUUGCGCCGACGGUAAAAGUGCCAAAUCAGUUGCUGGGAGCGCCGCUGGGUACCGACGUGAAGCUCAAGUGCUACGUUGAAGCUUAUCCCAACACCAUCAACUACUGGAUCAAAAAUCGAGGGGAAAUGCUCCUUGAUGGGCCUAAAUACACAAUCAGGGAGGAGAAAUCCUCAUACAAAGUUUCCAUGUGGCUCACAAUCCGUCAGUUUUCAAGAAGCGACAUCGGAACGUAUAACUGCGUCAGCACCAACUCCCUUGGCAAAAGUGAGGGCACUCUUAGACUUUAUGAAAUAAAACUCAACUCUUACGCGGAGGAUUUCAGCAAUCAAAUCAGCGUUGCAGGAGGUCUCACGGAAGCAGCGAAAGGCAACACAUCAGAUCCUCUGUACUCAAAAAGGACUUUACUAUCAAUACUGCUUUGUUAUAUUACAUAUUGGUAUAUGUUAACGUAGUCAUUAUAAUAUACAUUUUGUUUUUUGAGUCUCACGUCUGUUUAAAAUGUAAAAAAAAAACAGUUCAUCCAUAUCAAAGUCUUGGAAAUCAGGAGUAAAAAAAAAUUGAUUUUCGUUAGAAUUUAUAGCCACAAAGGAUUUAUGUCUGAGGGUUCGUAAAACUAAUAACUCACUAGUCAGUGCGUGAAUUCUCAAACCACAAAAUUGGUUAGGGGAAUGUAAAGGAAGAUAAAAUAUAUAUGAAGCCAAUUCGGAUAGAAUAAACUAAAAAUAUUUUCAAUCGAAUAUGUGAAUAUACAUUUUUUAGCAAAAACAAUUUAUUUUUAGUUCUUGUAUAUUCUAAUAUAGAUCUCUCAGCUGAUGACAUUACAUUUUUUAUUUCGAUCGUAUUCCUAGUGCAGCCAACAGGAUCCAAAACUAUAUAAGAAGGUUUUUCAAGGUUCUUGUCUACCAAAACUCAGUUUGAUUGUUUUAAAGAUGUGUUUAGAUCUGUUGUCACUUUAUUUAUAUUGAUCAAUAGUAUUCAUAAUACAUUGAACAAAUAAAUUCGUAUAAUAUAUUAAAGGAAAUUUUGCUAUCUUGCGAGUACAACAUGUUUAACAAAAAUAAAACUUAUCAAAUUGACGACGGCGGUUAACGCAUUCAGUAAUUAGCCAACAAAAAUCUGUACAUUUAAGGUGAUAC
This is a messenger RNA of Manduca sexta (tobacco hornworm), 2039 nucleotides long. RefSeq names its product limbic system-associated membrane protein. The transcript has 9 exons. Bases 192 to 1355 code for a protein of 387 amino acids. NCBI's taxonomy places the organism in Eukaryota, Metazoa, Arthropoda, Insecta, Lepidoptera, Sphingidae. Gene Ontology annotation, cellular component: neuron projection. The record is from RefSeq and is a predicted model, not a curated record.